CUCGCACUUCACAGACUAUGUUCAGCCCGUGGCAGCCUCAAUCGUCACCGUGAAGGGCAGUCCUCCCAUGUUUGGCACUCUGGUCUCGACCGGCCUUGAUCGGGAACCCCUGGAGUUCAUCGAGAAUCCAGAUCCUGUCGCUGCUGUUAGCCGUAACGUCCAAGACACUAUACGCAUUGCUUGCAUUCACUGUCGAUCCCGAAAAGUACGGCUGUUCCAACUCCCUGGCCCGUACCUGCAACCAUGGGUUGAUAAUGGUCUUCCUCUCCAGUCUAUCGUGAUGUUACACCCUAACAAGAUGAGAUGUGAAGCGAUGGCACUCGAUUGUGUUUAUCCCGAAAGUCAGGGGCGAACCAAGCGACAGGAUACUGGCAAAAGCUCGCGGACACCCGUUCGGCGUAACGACCGCACGCCCACACGGAAUGUGUUCGAUAAAGCAGAACUUCGCACCGGGGCCAACCAGGAAAAAUUUAGCCAAGAUCUAAUAUUGGACGAUUUAGAUGCGAAUAAUUUCGACGAUGGCUGUAUCGACGAGUCUCUGUUUAUGCCAUGGAUCAUGGAUACUCCCAUACAGCAGAGCUCACCUGGCAGAUCAAGAUCGAGCAGCGGUGGCAUUCCAAGACCCGCUGUUGACCUCGCAGUAAGCACGCCUCCUUUUUCACCCACUUCACCCAGGAGACGUAGUACCAUGGCGGCGCGGGACCAGCUUCCAGGGAUAUCGACGACAGACACCUCGUUGCCGUUGCUGCUCGGUCCAGCAAAUACCACAACCACAGGCGAUUCCGAAUGUUGGCAAGGUGUUGACCUGGGACAAGACAACAUUGUUUGGGCGACGGCCACCGAUAAUCAUGAUAUGACAUGCGCGAGUUCAGAUCCGCCGCUGCUUGAGCCCCCGGGCAAGACACAUACAGAGUCUGACAAUUGCUGUCUGCUCAACUCCGUUUCUUUCCUGGAAAAGCUGACUUGCAAAGAUACUUUGCGCGAGGACCGCCUCGACCUACUCCUCGCCGACCUUCGCAAUUCCAUCGAAACACUGGCUGUUUUAAUUUCGUGUGACAGAUGUGCUUCUCGAGUAGAGCAAAACAUGCUGCUUGCCAUGGCAGCCCGACAGAUCGGCGGCAUUUGCGGUAGGAUGGCGAAUUGCUGCAAGGCAAUGUGUCAACGUAGUCUGAGCGACACAAACUCAGCGCAGCAGGGGCGCGAGCCUUCUCCAGACAUUUCUGUUGCCACGUAUCGCGUCAAUCGACGUGAGAGGCUACACCUGCUCGGGAGUCUUGUGGCUUUUCAGAUUAUGGAUUUCCAGAGACAGAUCAACACAAUCAAGUCUCGUUAUCGCAAUCGGCCAAAUAAAGGGCAAAUAGAGGCCCUGAAUGAGGCAGAGAACCAUGUCAAGUUAGCUCAGGUUUCUCUCAGCAGUAGUUCAUGACACGGUUAGGUAGCAAUGAUAGAUGACGAUUCCUAGCAAAAUACGUUAUCCUUAUGCAGUCUUUGGGCCCGCCACGGCAUAUGUAACCCUCUAGUGACUGUAUCCCGCAGUGUUUCCUUCUCUCGUGCAGGGGGGUGGGAAGUCGAGAUUGAUGGCGAAGAAUAUAUAUAUCUUAGACAUGACAAUGCUAGUCCACUCUGAAAAAAAUCAAGAUGUCGUUUUUGAAGCCCAGGAACGCUCGGUUCCCAAACAGAUCGGGC
Messenger RNA from Aspergillus versicolor CBS 583.65, 1686 nucleotides. RefSeq lists its product as uncharacterized. Bases 68 to 1426 code for a protein of 452 amino acids. Lineage: Eukaryota; Fungi; Ascomycota; Eurotiomycetes; Eurotiales; Aspergillaceae. The transcript has 4 exons. The record is from RefSeq and is a predicted model, not a curated record.